GGGUCGGAGGGACCAAGUAGUGCUGCGCUCGGCGGUGCCCUUGACAGCCGCUCGCGCCCCGACUGGCCACAACGAGCGUCCGCACCACGAUGUGAUCCUCCGCAGGCGGUGGGACACCCGCGAACGACCUCCGGCCAUGGGCAAUGGCAUGAACAAGGUCCUUCCCGGACUGUACGUGGGCAACUACCGGGACUCAAAGGACGCCGCUCAACUAGAAAGGUUUGGUAUCACGCACAUAGUCGCAAUCCAUGACGCGGCUCGCAAGCUUCAUCCAGACAAACACUACCUCUGUGUGCUGGCCUCGGACUCGCCGGGCCAAAAUCUGUCCCAAUUCUUUCCUUUGUGUAAUGACUUCAUUCACGCGGCUCGACUUAGGGACGGCAACGUCCUCAUACACUGCCUUGCUGGGAUGUCGCGGAGUGUGACGGUGGCGGUCGCCUACAUCAUGUCGGUCACAAAUUUGGGGUGGAAGGAGGCGCUCAAAGUAGUUAAAGUGGGCAGGGCAGUGGCCAAUCCCAACCUCGGCUUCCAAAGGCAACUAGAAGAGUUUGAAAAUUUCAGACUGGUUGAUGAACGGAGAAGACUCCAAGAGCGAUUUCCCAGUUUAGCGUUGGCGCCUUCAGAUAAAGCCCAGUGCCAGCGAAUGUUGUUGAACUAUCAAAGCAUGAUAAUCUCCAGGGAUCUAUGCGAAGGCAGAUGUUCUCUGGGCCAAGUGUGCCCAACUGGAACGUGCAGGGUUGCCUCUAAGAGGUCACCGCGUCGAAAGGCGUCGCUCAAAACGCCGCCGCCGUCCGGCAACUCGUCACCUCGAAUGCUUCCAGCCACCCCGGCGCAGAGCCGGCACCGCUUUUCGACGCCGUGCUCGGCGCCCGCAUCUCGCAGCAACUCGCGCGUCGACCUUUCCUGCGCCGGCGUCGACGAGGUGCCCGCGGCGUCGGCGCCCGGGCCCUCAGGGUGUCUUCAGCGCGUCGGCUCCUUCACCAACGGCGCCGUCGGCGGUCGUUUUCCGAACCCGGCGCGACCACUGCGGACGCAGGCGUCCACCCAGUCCCUGGUGGCCCGCGCCGACUCCCUCAGAGGCGGACCCUCCCUGCAGUCCCUCAACCCUGACUUUGUUGUGACCCCUCCGAGCACCCCCAGACCGCGCAAUAGGCGGUCCUAGCCUUGUUCCAUAUUGGAAUCACCUUUCGACGGGGCGUGUUUUGAGCUUUGACAUCGUUAUUUUUGACCUGAUGUUCACUAUUUCACUUAUAUCAGUUCAAACAACGCAUCAACCGUUUUAACAAUGACUGCCGCGCUUGAUUAAAAUUAUUUGGAGUUAUCAUUUUUUCAAAAUCCAAAAAUCUUGUCCUGCUCAUUCCAUUGGUUUUUAUUAUUUAAAUUUCCCUUAAUUUUUAAAUUCAGUAAAUUUUAUUUUAAACAAAAGCAGUUUUUCUCAUUUAUCGUUCUUUAAAAAAUAAGCUAUAAAAAAAUGGAGUUUUGUUCUGAACUUCAAUUUAAAAUUUUCGAACUUUUUUUGGCAGGGUUGUAUUCAGGGUAAUUUACCCUUUGGUACUUUAAAAAAUCUAAAAAAUCAGUUUAGAUCAGGAAGUUUGAAUGAGACUAGUAAAAUUGAAUAAUUGAGUUGACAAAAUUCAAUUUUAUUUUCUGUGUCGAGCAGGUUGCAAAUAUGCACGAACAAAAUUCGACUCUUUCCAAAUUUUACAGACUGGCAUUUUUUUCUUUUCUCAAAUCUCCCUUUCUACUGCUCAAACUUUUUUUUACACCCCUGAUACUUAAACUGAUCCCUUGGCAAGAAAACUAAAUGGAGCUUUACGAGGCGCAGAAUAAUCCCUGCCCCUCGAGCAGCACAAUAAGGAAUUGAAGUUUUUAUAGCCCGGCUCCUUGGAAUGUUAUACACGGCUUUGCAGUCUAUUUACACCCUCUUUUUUUAAUCACCAAUGAGAAAAGGGUUCGGAGAGAACCCGACGAGCAGCUCAAAGUACGCCUUAAAAAUUUGGCAUUUUUCUUACCAUUGGUCCUUUUCGUUUUUGUUUACAUUUCCAGAUAAUUAUGAAUGUGAAAGAAAAGAAACAAUAUGAAUAACUAAAAUUAAGCGAAUAUAUUUCUUCUACAUUUGAAAACACGGAUAUGAUAAGUACAGUAUAGUUGUAUUAAUUACUAAGUAAUUGAAAUAUUGUAUAUCACUUGCGCUCACACUAGCUUUAUAUAUGAUAUUUAUGUGUACCUCUUAUAUAAUCUACUUUAGCUUUUGAAUACUCAAAUUCUCUGUGUAUUGUGUUAAAAAUUUGAAUAUAAUUAUUUUUAAGUGUAAAAAAAUUUUACUAUUGAAAUUGAAAAGAGUUACUGAGAGAUUACAAUUUUAACACUAUUCAACUUCUGUAAUAAUUUGAUUCUUGUAAAAGUUAAAAUUUUCAAAUUUUAAAUUAAUUGAUAGAAGAGUCUGUUGAAACUUCUUAUUAAUUUAUGUAGUGAAAUAUAAUGUAUGCAAAUGAUAGUCUGAAACUGCUGAAAAACUUGAUUGCUGGCGGAAAAUGUUCACUAAUAUUAGCUUCAUUGAAAUCAAGUGUUUGAUUUCCAUGCAUACGCGCAGCUGGCUGCUUUCAACAUGCAUUUUGUAAAAUUUUGACAACGGUUAUCUACAAUUUAAAUGAGAGAUGUUUCUGCUUUAAGAAUGUAACCAAAUUAACAGCCUGAAUAUAUUGAAAUCAGUGGUGGCAAAUUUAAAACAAAAAAUUUCUGCUUUGCUUGUUGCUUAAAAAUUGCAAUUUUUCCUCCCAUAUAAAAAAUGCAAUCAUUGCGCUGGACAAUGUGCGCUGACGUAGACCCAAAAAAGUUUAUGUUCAAAUAGGCUGUGCUUUCAAUUUGGCCAAGAGGGGGAGAAAAUAACAGAAAUAUUUACAGAUUGUUGUAAUAAGAGAUGAUAAAUAAAAUUGGCUGUGCACAAGUUAGUGGAAAUUAGUUCAGAGUAGCUUGUGAUGCACAAAAGUCAAGCAAUCCUUGAUGCAAUCAGAUGCAAUUAAGGAAAUAAUGUUAAAAAAUAUAUGUAUUUAAGAAUGAAAGAAUCAUUCUUCAUGCAACUCAAUAUUGAAAGGAAAUUAUUAACUUUAAAAACAAAAUUCAUAAAUGAUUUACUUUUGUUGCAUUAUUUUGUAAAAUCGUGUAACAAAAUACGUUUAUUUAUCUUCUCGUUAUAAUUAUUAUUAAUGCUUUUCCUGCUCGCAUAACUUCUUAUAAUGCCAAAGCCACUGCUUGAAAUCUAAAUGGAACAAAAUCGAUCACGAAAAGAGGUCAAUAUCAAAGCAAUUGCGAAUUGAAUUUAAAAUAACUGUACAACAUGCAAGACGCCUUAAAUAUAAGACAUGCCUAUCCCUGAAAAAGUCCCCAACACUAACCAAGAAUAAUACCUGGCAAUGAUAACGCAAUUAUGGAAUUAUGACGUUGCUUCUUGGGUACGAACACUACAAAGUGAUAAAAAAUAAAAUGUACCUAAGGAAAUCAUAAAACUUCAACCGAAUGCUGGUUUAUCAAGAACAUAUUCCAAUUUCUGUCUUAAUUUACAAAAAUAUAAUUUGAAGAUUGGACCUCAGCACUUUUAACUACUUCAAAACCGUUGAUGACUUGAUUCAUGCUGUAAAAUAUGCACAAUGAAAAGUGCACUGAGCACCUGUUUGUUUUAAACAUGCAUUGUGUUCUACCGUGUUCAGAACAGCAGAUGUAAUUCCACUCACUCAGAAUUUUAAUUAUUUGGGCACUGAUUUAUGCACAGCACGUGGGCUACGAUAUUAAGCUGCUGUCAGGGCGACGAAACGGCCAGACGAGAGAAGAAUAACAAAUAUUUUUAGAGUGCUUCGAGAUUGAAACAAACUUUUGCAAUAAUAUUUUUGACUGCGGAGAGAAUUCAAUUGAAGUUUGCCUGCUUACAGGUUUGGUAAUUGCGUAAGGCAUUUGUAGUAAUUAUGUACACACUGACGUCAUAACAAAUAAAAACUCUUUCUUGC
Messenger RNA from Neocloeon triangulifer, 4001 nucleotides. RefSeq names its product dual specificity protein phosphatase 15-like. Gene Ontology annotation, biological process: protein dephosphorylation. Gene Ontology annotation, molecular function: protein tyrosine/serine/threonine phosphatase activity. The transcript is spliced from 6 exons. Bases 137 to 1162 code for a protein of 341 amino acids. Gene Ontology annotation, cellular component: cytosol. The record is from RefSeq and is a predicted model, not a curated record. Lineage: Eukaryota; Metazoa; Arthropoda; Insecta; Ephemeroptera; Baetidae.